Messenger RNA from Microcebus murinus (gray mouse lemur), 950 nucleotides. RefSeq names its product cerebellar degeneration related 1. The record is from RefSeq and is a predicted model, not a curated record. NCBI's taxonomy places the organism in Eukaryota, Metazoa, Chordata, Mammalia, Primates, Cheirogaleidae.
GGAGACGUGGAGAUGCUGGAAGACGAGCAGAUGCUGGAAGCCCUGGAGAUGCUGGAAGACCUGGAGGUGUAGGAAGACAUGGAUUUUUGGAAGACGUGGCUUAGUUGGAAGACAUAGGUUUUCUGGAAGACAUGGCCAUAUUGGAAGAUGUUGAUUUUCUGGAAGACGUGGUUUUGCUGGAAGACAUAGAUUUUCUGGAAGACAAAGCUUUGUUGGAAGACGUACCUUUGUUGGAAGACAUAGGUAUGCUGGAAGACAUAAAUUUGAUGGAAGACAUGGCUUUGUUGGAAGACGUGGAUUUGCUGGAAGAUACGGAUUUCCUGGAAGAUGUGGAUUUCCCGGAAGCUAUGGAUUUGAUGGAAGACGUAGAUUUUCUGGAAGACAUGGAUAGGCUGGAAGACCUGGAUAUCAUUGGAAGAUGUAGAUUUUCUGGAAGAUAUGGCUUUUGUGGAAGGUAUGGAUUUUCAGGAAGACCCGAAUUGUCUGGAAGACCUGGAUUAUUUGGAAGACAUGGAUUUUCUGGAAGACUGGGAAGUUACUGGAAGACAUGGGGUUUCUGGAAGACAUGGAUCUUCAGGAAGACAUAUAUUGACUGGAAGACUUGGAGGUUAUUGGAAGACAUGACUUUUCUGGAAGACGUGGCUUUAUUGGAAGACCUGGAUUUAGUGGAAGACAUAGAUUUCUUGGAAGACCUGGAUUUGGUGGAAGACGUAGCUUUUCUGGAAGACAUGGACUGACUGGAAGACCUGGAUUUCUUUCCAGAAGACAUUGAUUACUGGAUUCACUGGAAGACUUGGAGAUUCUUGGAAGACAUGGGUUGUCUGGAAGAUGUGGAUUUUCUGGAAGAGCAGGAUUGUCUGGAAGACCUUGAGGUUGUUGGAAGACUUGGAGUUUCUGGAAGACUUGGAGUUGUUGGAAGACCUUGACACUGGCGCCAUUGGAAACCCUGG